Nezara viridula (southern green stink bug) is the source of this 2759-nucleotide messenger RNA. NCBI's taxonomy places the organism in Eukaryota, Metazoa, Arthropoda, Insecta, Hemiptera, Pentatomidae. The record is from the annotation of a GenBank genome assembly.
CAAGGUUAUAAACAUAGUUGAUAAUUUUAAAAGAAGGACCUGUCAUGUUUCCGAUAUAAAUAAACAAUAUUCUCCUAAAAUGAGAAUCACGAAAGAAGGGAUAUGUUUGGUCAUUUUGAUAUUAGUUUUCUCAAUUUUGAUUGCAAAUUUCUUAAACCUGAUUUCUACUGAAAUAAAUGAUGAACUAGCAACUCCACGAAUUUCUUCCUUAUUGAAUCACAGGGAACUGAAAAUUGGUGAUUCUAAAAAUCAUCUUAUGUGGUUCGCUCAGGUUUCGGAUCUGCAUAUAAGCAAAUUUCAAGAUAAUGGAAGAGCUACGGAAUUGUUAGAAUUUUGUGAUUUCACAAUGAAACAUAUUAACCCAUCUGUGAUAUUGGCUACAGGUGAUAUAACCGAUGCCAAGAAGCGAGAUUUAAUAGGUUCUCAGCAGUUCAAGGAGGAAUGGAUCAUGUAUAGAGAAGUUUUAGAUAAAUGCUCGACUAUAAAGAAAAUACCUUGGCUUGAUAUUAGAGGAAAUCAUGAUAACUUUGACGUACCUGAUAUCUCUUCAGCAAGGAAUUUUUUCCGAGACUACUCUAUGCAAGGAAAAAACCAUUCCCAAUCUUAUAUUCAUAAAUUUUCAAUUGGCUCAGAUUCGUAUGCAUUUAUUGGAGUUGACGCUUGCCCCGCCAUUGGCCUGAAACGUCCUUUUAAUUUUGUCGGGCUUCUUUCUGAUCCAGAUUUAUCUCGACUCACUGAUUUUUAUGAUUCUCUCAUUGAUGUUAAUUAUACUUUUUGGUUUGGCCACUACCCGACAUCUUGUAUUCUCAGUCAUAAGCCUGGAAUUAAGUCUAUUAUUGCUAAUGACCAGAAAAGUAUAGCGUACCUCUGCGGACAUUUCCAUAACAUGCUAGGCUUUGUACCGAACAUGUAUACACUACAGAAAAAAGGCUUUUAUGAAUUGGAGUUGGCAGAUUGGAAAGAUAACAGAAUGUUUCGCAUAGCUGCCGUAGAUCAUGGCCUUUUCUCUUUCGUCGAUGUAAAACAUAAUGACUGGCCGAUUGUACUUGUAACAAAUCCUAAGCAUGCGCUUUUCAAAUCCAUUCGCGAACCACUUGGUGGCAUGCUCACAUCUACGCAUGUAAGGCUUUUGGCUUUCUCGCCAGAUGAAAUCAUUUCAGUUAGAAUCAAAAUAGAUUCUGAAUCAUGGGAGAAUGCGCUGCCUGUUUCUGGACCGUUAUACGUGGUGCCAUGGGAACCGCAAAAGUACUCUUCAGGAAUGCACAAUAUAUAUGUUGAGGUUCUGGAUAAGAGUGGGCGUGAUAUUACUGUCGAACAUCCUUUUUCACUCGACGGCUCAAAAUUGCAGUUUAAUUUUUUUCCGAGAAUGUUAUUAAUGAUUGACUUCGGCUUGGUAAUGCAAUUUUUGUACGGAUUAGCUGUCAUAAGCUGUGUCCUUCCUUAUUGCUUUCUUCGUUAUAUGAAUAAACGAGUUUUAGAUAAUAAGAAACAAUUGCCAAGCUUAAGGAAUACUUUUGUGCAUCGUUGGCUGAGAAGAAUUUGGAUCAUUUCGAAUAUAAAUACAUUAUUUUAUCCGAUCGUACUCUACCCACUCUAUAUUACCGUUGGACCUUGGGCUGUUGCUGAAGUUUUGGAUGGAGAAUAUGGAAUAAUAUUUAUUUGGGGGAUAUUUAUCAAUGGUACUUUGAUUCCAGAAUCGUUCACCUAUUCAUAUGGCUUUCUACAGCUAUUUUUAUUUCAUGGACCGCUUGUUUCAUUCACAGCGUAUUCGUUGGAUAAGAGAUUGUCAGAACCUGAGGUAAUAAGAAGUGGAAACAAAUUGCUGUGGGUGCUGAAACUGUCCGGGUACCAGAUCCCGUAUCUAGCGCUGCUGCUGUCACAGCUCCUGAUGGCCUACGCCUUUUACCUGGCCUACGGCUCCAUCGCGGUGCUCUUCGGCCCCAUUAGGCUCUGGCCGAUAGUCUUGGUCUUCUGGGUAUGGUAUCAUUCCAAAACAUUGUCUCUUCACAAAAUGAGAGCGGCAGCAAAGGCUUUGGACAGGACCUCAACGAGGAGCUAAAGACAAUAAAGACGUAUUGAGUGAUCUAGUCUCCAAUGAUUCCUUCUUAUAGUAUUUAGAACACUUGCUAAGUAUUUCUCAUUAGUAGUAAAUGUCUUUCAUGUACUUUUAGAAAUUAUUGUCACACUUCUUCUAUUCAAACAAUGACAACUGUUAGAAUCAAUUUUUUGUCCCUAAUCAUUGAUAAUCCGUCGUUUUCCAAAGUUGGAGCACAUUAUUUAGUAGAAAAUAAAGGAGGAAAUUUCAAUAAAUCGCAUAAGGCCAACAGAAUAAGGCUGAGAUGAGGAAUAGAUAUUUGAUGGAUAAAAUAAAAACAUUUUAAUUUAUUAACUAUUAAACUGCCAAUAUAAAUACUAGUCAUUUCUUGUACAAAUACUUUCUUAUUUUGGUUAUAAAUAACUAAAUUCAUUUGAACCUUGUUAUAUUAAACAUUAAAAUUCCUAUUAAAAUAUUUGAAAUCAACAAUAACGUUUUAAAAUCUUUUAAUAAUAAUAAUGAUUGUUUUAUUAUAAUUGGAUGUCUCAUAAAUAAUGAGAAAAUAUUUAAACAAAUGAUAAUAGACCAUAAGAGCAAUAAAAAAGUAUAUAACAUCAAUUCCUCAACUUCUUCUGUUACAAACUUCAACUUAUUUUAAUUAUUGUGGACUUAAAAAGCUUAUUUAUUUAACAAGCGAAAGUUUAUCUAAAAGUGGGGAAUCUAU